CUGGCUCAGUUCAUUUGUAAGAUGCCUCAUCUCAGGGAACUUAAUCUUGGUUCUUAUCUAAACAGUCCGAAAUUUCAUGACGAGUUCUAUUCAACAUUAUCAUCCUUGGCAUCGUCUGCAAAGAUUGAGCGUCUUGAUAUCAAGUACAUUGAUCUCAGUCAAUGUCAGUCUGCAUCACGUGAUCUGGCUCAUUUCAUUUGUAAGAUGCCUCAUCUCAGGGAACUUAAUCUUGUUCCUCAUCAAAACAGUGCGGAAUUUCAUGACGAGUUCUAUACAACAUUAUCAUCCUUAGCAUCGUCUGCAAAGAUUGAGAUUCUUCAUCACAAUAAGCAUCUCAUCAUCAAACGUGCAUCUGCAUCACGUGAUCUCGCUCAGUUCAUCUGUAAGAUGAAACAUCUGAAGAACCUCAAACUCUACGGUCGGUAUCAUGAUGACUUCUUCUCAACAGCAUCGUCGAUGGCAUCAACUUCAAAGAUUGAGAUUCUUCAUCACCAUGAGUAUCUCAUCAAACGUCCAUCUGCAUCACGUGAUUUCGCUCAGUUCAUCUGUAAGAUGAAUCAUCUGAAGAACCUCACACUCUACGGUCGGUAUCAUGAUGACUUCUUCUCAACAGCAUCGUCGAUGGAAUCAACUUCAAAGAUUGAGACGCUUAAACUCGAUGCAAAUCUCAGUAAACGUCCGUCUGCAUCAAGUGAUCUUGCUCAGUUCAUCUGUAAGACGAAUCAUCUGAAGAACCUCACACUCUACGGUCAGUAUCAUGAUGAUUUCUAUUCAACAUCAUCGUCGAUGGCAUCAAGUACAAAGGAUGAAUGCAACACAAGCUCUAAUGUGACUGAUCUGACCAUCAAUGAUGAGACACUAGAAGGAUGGCAGGAUUGUGGAUCGAUGUUUGACAAUGUGAAGAGGAUCACCAUACAGGUAUUGGACACGAUCAGAUGUGACGUCAUCCGCAGGAUUCAUCUACCGGCAGCGACAGAGCUCACCAUUCAAACACGUAAGCGUGUGUUAUACCCGGCUUCUCUCCACGAUGAUCCCACCUCACUACCCAAUGCUGUCCACAAGGUCUCAUCUCAGCUUGUCAAAGUCACAUUCACAGAUCUCAAAAUCGAUAACGAGCAGGCCGAACGCAUCAUUCAAGCUUUCAGAUCGACACACGAUCUCAAAUAUCUGAGGAUCCUAAGAUUCAUACGAUGUGGGACUGAUGGGAGAUUAGAUCGUUCUAGUAUUGAUUCCGAUGAUGAACACAACAUAACGGUGGAGAUGGUACAUGGCAAGCGAGUUGGUAAUCUCUUUUGAAGAUGGAGUUGCGGCAUCAAGGUCAAGAAGAAUCAGAAGAUCAUAACAUUAAAACAUGUUAUGCCAGCCAGCAAGAAGCCAAGAGUUAAUUCAUUUAGAAGUACCAUAAUUGGAACAGUUUUACUGAUAAAGAAGCUCCCACACCUCAACCAUUUGUUAAUGCGUCGGUUGAAUCAUGGACGUGCAUGUAUUACAGAUGGACAUUCAACGCUUCAUCGAACAAGAUCCACCGCCACAUGAUUUUGUGCAUCUUAAUGAUAAUAUAUAUGUGUUCUGUCAAUAGCUAGUACCAAUGCGUAUCUGAUUAUAUUUACAAAGACACAGCUUUCCUGGUUUUGGUUUUGCGGGCUGAUGCCAUGUGUUAGAGACCGCUUUUUGAUCAACAUGCUUUAGAUUUGAAGCAGCAACAUUAAGCAGACGAUUUUUGUCGAUAAAAUAAAAUAUAUUUUAUCUGCACACUUCUGCACGCACGCAAUUACCUCAAUGACCUCAAUAAAAUUAAUCGAUAAACGCUCUCUACAUGAUAUGAGCCUUGCGUGUCUUGAAUAUUGGGAAUGAAAUUUGAAAAAUGGGAUUACAAAUAUAAGGCAAUCAAUCACAAUAUUGCCUCUCUUAAAAUAUGCAUAAUUUUUCCAAAUAAAACACAUGUAACUGAUAUUUCCAAAGGUAAACCAGAACUGCACAUCGAUUUUCUAGGAUUUAAGUGAUUCAUCAAUUUCUGCACAUGCAGUUUGUGCAAUAUCAAUGUCUUAUCACGAACUGCUUCUUUCGACCCAAAGCCUAAUUGACGGCGGAACACGGUAGGAUGAAAGUAGAAAAAAAAUAUGAAGAGGAUUAUAUUCAGAGCAGUAUCCAUCUGUAAUAGGUACAUGGUUAAAUGAUCAACUUGUCCGUGACCCUGCGUAAUACUGGGGAUCUUUUAAAUGCACAACGGAUCAAAGAAAGGGCGUUAUAGAAAAAAUAAAAAUAUUAUGGUCAAUUUAUAUAGCGCAGCUACUAUAAUUGCAUAUGCUCUACCGCGUUUGAUACUUGGUAUCAUAUUAUUACCCCUGCUCUAGCUGAGCCGCCAUAUAGGCACUAAAGCAUUAAAGGAACCUACCAGGUACCCAUUUACCUUAACCGGGUCGAAUGCAGCACAAUAUGGAUAAAUUAAUUGCUUAAAGGUCAAGUUAACCUGAGAAAGAUGUUGAUUUGAAUCAAUAGAGAAAAAUCAGGCAAGCACAAUGCUGAAAAUUUCAUCAAAAUCGGAUGUAAAAUGAGAAAGUUAUGACAUUUCAAAAUUUCGCUUAUUUUUAACAAAAUAGUUAUGUGAACGAGCCAGUUACAUCCAAAUGAGAGAGUUGAUGAUGUCACUCACUCACUAUUUCUUUUGUUUUUUAUUGUUUGAAUUAUACAAUAUUUCAAUUUUUACGAAUCUGACGAUUAGGACAUCCUUGCCUGAAGCACAAAAUGUUAAAAUAUUGGAAUUCCACAUGUUCAGGGAGGAAUAAAACUUCAUUUCACAUGACAAUGACGAGAAAAUCUAAAUAUUUCAUAUUUCAUAUAAUAAAAUACAAAAAAAAUAGUGAGUGAGUGAUGUCAUCAGUUCCUCAUUUGCAUACCAACCGAGAUGUGCAUAUAACUGUUUUGUGAAAUGAAGCAAAACUUUAAAAUGCCAUAACUUUCUUAUUUUACAUCCGAUUUUGAUGAAAAUUUCAGUGUUAUGCUUGUUGGAUUUUUCUCUUUUUAUUCAAAUCAAGUUUUUGUUGGGGUGGACUUGUCCUUUAGGGAAAAGUUUGUGCAGUAUCAAUGUGUUAUCACGAACUGCUUCUUUCACCCCAAAGCCUAAUUGACGGCGAAACACGGUAGGAUGAAAGUAGAAAAAAAUAUGAAGAGGAUUAUAUUCAGAGCAGCAUCCAUCUGUAAUAGGUACAUGGUUAAAUCAUAGAGCUAUUUUAGCUCCAUGGUUAAAUGAUAAACUUGUCCGUGACAUGGGCCGCGGAACGAUUUUGAAAGUGCUGGGGAGGGGGCGGCGCUGACCAUGCGCAAUCGAUGACAUCGUAAUUGUUACGUUUUGUGCACGGAUUUGGAGAAAAUAAGUUCGGGUUGAAGCCCCGCCCCUCUUCCGCGUCCCCGGUUACGCGGACCCUGCGUAAUACUGGGGAUCUUUUAAAUGCACAACGGAUCAAAGAGAGAGCGUUAUAGAAAAAAAAUAAUAAAAAUAUUAUGGUCAAUUUAUAUAGCGCAGCUAUACUAUAAUUGCAUAUGCUCUACCGCGUUUAAUACUUGGUAUCAUAUUAUUACCCCCUGCUCUAGCUGAGCCGCCAUAUAGGCGCUAAAGCAUUAAAGGAACCUACCAGGUACCCAUUUACCUUAACCGGGUCGAAUGCAGCACAAUAUGGAUAAAUUCAUUGCUUAAGGAAAACUCGCCAUGGCUAGGAUUUGAACCCACGUCCCUCUGAUUGAAAUACGAGAGUUGUAACCACUAGUCCACGACACCCCCCCCCAGAAAAAUUGUAAAAUAAUAAAUGAAUGGAUCUACAAAAGGCAUCCACUAUUUGAUCUCCGCAUUCUCAUUCCUAUGAAAUUUAGGACAAUGUAUGCUGCGUAUGUUUGGAUCCAGUUUAUUUUAAGUCAUCUGUCCUCCUCGCUUCCUGUCGUGCUUUCUCAUACCUAUAGUUUAAUGAGUCAAAGAUUUGAGAGGAUGCCUCACGGUGAAGGGAACAGUCGAGUCAACCCCGACAAAAAAGUAAUGUAAAAGAAAGCCGAAAAAAAUGCUGAAACUCAAUCGGUUGCGGAAGAAGAAAGUUACAAUUUUAAAGACUUACUAACUUUUACAAAAGAGUGGUUAUCCCCAUCCUGGUCGCUGUGCAAAUGAGGAAUUAAUACAGUAAUUCAGUAACCGACUCAUUAUUCCUGUUGUUAUUAAGUAUCUUUCUAUGUUCAAUUGCAACCUAUUGUGAUUUAAUGGCAAUUGAUUUUUCAAUGUUAAAUAAUUCAUACAUUGGAUGAUAAAAUUCAAAAGAAAUAAUGAGUUUAAGAUACCCUGCUCAGCUUGGCGUGAUGACUGAUUUUGGGGAAAAAGCGAGACUCUUAAAAAGCUGUAUAACUUAUUAAACUUUUUUUAACGUCGGUCCAUAUUUUACAUCCGAUUUUGAUAAAAAUUUCCCAUGUUACUUUUUUGGAUCCCCUAUUUCAUUCAAAUUAAUCCUCUUGGAGGUAAACGGGUCCCUUAUAACUAUUUUUGACCAACUGAAUCAAAAGAGUCGAAGAAAAAAAAAACCCAUCAUAACCACUGCAGCUGUAAGACCGUCCUCUAUUCUACCGAGGAUUGUAUUUGACCGAAUAUUGUCAUUGUUUAAACUUUUCUAUUAGAUAUUUCAUUUCUACCGAUCAGUUAGAACCUUUCUUUAAGAAAUGAAUGGACGCUCGUAUGCAAUUAAUAUAUGAUGCCUGAUACGAAAAUCAUUAUGCUAAUUUCUUUUUUAAAGAUGCAGUUUUCAAUGAGCUUAUACGUUGUUAUAAUCUUGGUUAGAAACAAGCAAUCAUUUUGAUGUGUGAUAUGAGGUCGAAUGUCGCAUGUACAUGCACAUGUAUAUCGUCUGUAUAUAGGGUAGCUACAUGGUUUUUGUACCAAACAUAAUUUAAGCAGAGAAAUGCAAACUAAUAUGUUUAUCAAAAUAAUAAAUUAGAAUUUUGUAUUGCCGAUCACAUCAUUGGUUCAAUACCAUGUUCUUCAGCAUGUUAUGUAAUGUAUAAAUUGAUGGGCUGACCAAACGAAACAAACUCCGAUUACUUUAUUUUAUCGCACAAAUUCAUUUAAUUUUUCAUAUCUUCAUUCCUAUUUCCCGCGAUUGCGUAUAAUGUUCUUGACAUAAUAAGUAGUACAAUACAAUGAAAAUAUUUACGUACGAUCAUGCAAACUGGUUAUGAAUGGAAGAUGCUGUCAAAAAAGUUUGUAGACUGCAGCCUUCUUCUAAAAUAUUAUUGUAAAUAGUAUCAAUAAUUAAAAAAAACACAGUAAGAAAAAGAAAAAAACAUGCAAGUGGCAUGAAAUUAAAAUUAAGUGACACAAAAGAGAUCAAGAUAACAAUUUUUGUCAAUACAGGGCAGUAAAAUGAAUGUAAAGUGCGUAACAAACAUGCAUGGAAAACCUUGAACGGGCGUGCAGGACAAGAUGGGUAAUCAGUCAUUAAUGAUUAAUUAAUGAGAAUGCGGAGAUGAGUUGAAAUAAAGCACGGAUUAUAUUCAACAAUCUCUAGAAACUCACAAUAUUGCUGGCUACUGUAUUUGUAUCAAGUCGCACAGUAUCGGAUGUAAAUGGUAAAAGUGGUGUAUGUAUAUAUGUGUAAAGACUAUCAUGUUACCCUAACGUAAUUCUAUGUUUCGUUCAAUGCUUUUUUGUGAAUUAUUUUACAUUACUAGCUGUAAUUAUUUAUCAUGCCCCGCCAAAAGAAGUUUGAAAUGACUUUUGGCUCACACAUGGGUCUCGAGUUAGAGAUAUGCAGGACAUAUAUUUCCAUAUGUCCGAAUUCGUGUUGCCAUGGUAACAACAUACAGCUGGGGCAUUGAUCCCCUUUAGUGAUAGUUCUAGUUUGUUAUUAUGUUUGAAGUCAUUGUAGACUUCAAACAUAAGAACAAACUAUGGGUCGUGACACAUUGUCGUAUAUACAUUAAUUUUGUAUGUCUAUAGCCUUACAGUGUAAUUUCGUCAAAUUUGUAUAUAGUUUUUUUUUUUAUAAAGUUUUCUACGAUUUCUACUGCUCCGGGUAUGAUCAUCAGCAUGUAAAAUAAUAUUUCAAUUGAAGGUCAUGUACUUGAGGAAUAAUACAAGACUGUUUUAACGUUGUACAUUUUACUAUUUCGAGGCCCAGUUCCGAUGUUUAGUUUAGUUUAAUACUCGAGUUCUAGCCAACAGAAACAAAACCAAUUGCUUUUUGAUGCAACAUGCAACAUGCUGCAUAGAAAUCAAAUCAAUACAUUUGUAUUCUAAAUAUGUUUUUAAAGAAAAAAAACCCAUCAUAAUAAUAAAGUUGGGCGUGGUCGCAUCUUUACUAACUGUAUUUUCUAACAAGUAUACAAUGUCAUGUUUUUUUUAAGGGCGAGAAGGGGAAUAAUGUUGCUACAAGAUUAGUGUGUUUAUGACGUGUGUUGCAUACUGUUUACUAGUGCUUAUUGUCCCUAACAAACAUCGUGGGUGUUGUUGAUAAAUAAUUGAUGAGUGUAAAUGACGCCUGGAUUUAGCCCUGGAAUUGACGUCGAUCCUACGACCCUCUAAUUGACAAUGAAGAAUCAGAACCACUACUAGUUUCUGUUAUCAUCCAAUUUUAUUUUGACUUGCUGACAUAUUUAAACUUUGUAUACUCUCUAUUGCUUUAUUUCUUGUGAUUCCUUUUAUUUGUAAUAUAUGUUUACAUUGCUGAGUGAAAAUAACACCUGAGGUAAGAUUCGAUCCUACGACCCGAUGAUUUAAUAUGAAGAAUCAAAACCACUACUAUUAUCUGUUAUCGUCCAGGCUUAUUUUGCCUCUCUGAAAUGUUGUAUACUCUAUAUUGUUUAAUGUUUUGUGAUUCUUUUUAAUUUGUAAUUUAUGUUUACAUUGCUGAGUGAAAAGAACGCCUGAGGUAAGAUUCGAUCCUAUGACCCGAUGAUUGAGUAGGAAGAAUCAAAACCACUUCUAAACCUAUCAUCUAGGUUUAUUUUGACUUGCUGACAUAUUUCAACUUUGUAUAUUUCAAUUUUGUAUACUUUAUAUUGCUUAAUGUCUUGUGAUUCUUUUUAAUUUGUAAUUUAUGUUUAUAUGUUGCUGAGUGAAAAUAACGCCUGAGGUAAGAUUCGAUCCUACGACCCGAUGAUUUAAUAGGAAGAAUCAAAACCACUAAUAUUAUCUGUUAUCAUCCAAGCUUAUUUUGCCUCGCUGAAAUGUUGUAUGCUCUAUAUUGUUUAAUGUUUUGUGAUUCUUUUUUAUUUGUAAUUUAUGUUUAUAUUGCUGAGUGAAAAGAACACCUGAGGUAAGAUUCGAUCCUACGACCCGAUGAUUGAGUAGGAAGAAUCAAAACCACUUCUAAACCUAUCAUCUAGGUUUAUUUUGACUUGCUGACAUAUUUCAACUUUGUAUAUUUCAAUUUUGUAUACUUUAUAUUGCUUAAUGUCUUGUGAUUCUUUUUAAUUUGUAAUUUCUGUUUUAGUAGAGCGGUUAUGUGACAAAAAAUGGCCAAGAUGCUCGGAUCUGGCAGAAAGUGUCAAAUUUGGCAUACAGGGGUAUUUUUGGGCGCUGAUUUCAAAAAUUGCCGGCCCCAAGCGAUUUGAUCAUCGGGUAAGCCGCCAUUUUGAAAUCCAAAAUGGCCGCCAUGAAAAAUCAUUAAAUGUCAUUUUCUUGAGUUUUACAUGGUAUGUGACACUGAAAUUUGGCAUAUAUGGGUAUUUUGAGGCACUGAUUUCAAAUAUUGCCGGCCCCCAGCAAUUCGACCAUUUGUUCAGAGGCAAAAUGGCCGCCAUCUUGAAAUCCAAGAUGGCCGCCAUGAUAUAAUAUUGCAAUCAUUUUCUCGAGUUUUAUAUGAACUGCGGUACUAAAAUUUGGCAUAUAGGCUUAAUUUGGGGUGCUGAUUUCAAAAAUUGCCGGCCCCAAGCGAUUUGACCAUCGGGUCGGCCGCCAUUUUGAAAUCCAAAAUGGCCGCCAUGAAAAAUCAUUAAAUGUCAUUUUCUUGAGUUUUACAUGGCAUGUGACACUGAAAUUUGGCAUUUAGGGGUAUUUUUAGGCACUGAUUUCAAAUAUAUCCGCCCCCCCAGCAAUUCGACCAUUUGUUCAGAGGCAAAAUGGCCGCCAUCUUGAAAUCCAAGAUGGCCGCCAUGAUAUAUUAUUGCAAUCAUUUUUUCGAGUUUUAUGUGAACUGCGGUAUUGAAAUUUGGCAUAUAGGCUUAAUUCGGGGUGCUGAUUUUAAAUAUUGCCGGCCCCAAGUGAUUUGACCAUCGGUUCGGCCGCCAUUUUGAAAUCCAAGAUGGCCGCCAUGCAUAUCGAAAAAUAAGACCCCAAAUUUCUUCUCCCUUUCACUGCAAACGUUCGAGUGCACUUAAGCGUAUCACCAAUACAUAAAGACACGUCGAUAGGGGUGCAUGGUAGAUAUACAUGUCGGGUGAACAAUGGAUGCGAAGGGUGACCGUUGUUGUAUGAGCUUGAUUUCACCCUCCAUGGAAUACACUAUUCCACCAUGCACACAGAUUUGUCAUGGUACUAUCGCCAAUCCUUGCUACGAGUCUGAAACUGCGUAGAUUUCCCGUUUUACAGGCAAAACGAUGGGAGCUAUAUCGUAUAUGAUAGAUUUCAACAACUGAACUUUUCUUGCAAAUUAUAUAUCGUGGAAUUCAUAAUUUUUCGACAAGAAAAUGUAAAAUUUCGAGCUAAACAAUGUAUAUCGUCAUGGGUUCGAUGGCUAAAAAUGAAACACAAAAUGUGUGCCUGGAACGUGCGGUACGGGCACAUUGCGGAAGCCCCAUUGAAUACUGUAUAAAAACGGGCUUACGCACGUGCAUAUAUUAUUGUGGUCUUGGGUGAAAUUAUGUUGUGUCUUUUGAUUAGAUGGUAAAUAACCAAGUGUUUUCAAGCAAUCAAAACUAUGUAUCAUCAGUCGAAAGAGAAGAAAAUAAGCUUUCUUUUGGCGUCCGAGUUACUUUCUACACGUGUUUUAAGUUUGAUGGAAUCGCCCACAACUGGGAUUUCCCUGUGAUCUCCAUAGACUUCUCUCUAAUUCAGUAAUGUUCAUCCAAUUUAUGGCAGCCAUAUUGAAAUCCAAGAUGGCUGCCAUAAAAAAAAAUCAUUAAAAAAUAAGUAUCAUAAUUAUAACGUAGUUAUUAUUUUGAAAUUUGGCAUUUUUGGAUAACCAUCGUGUGUUCGACAAUCUGACAAUGGGAGCAUGUUCGCCUCUCGAUCGGGAGAUCAGGAGAUCAAACUCCGACAGCAUCAGAUCAAAAGAUGUUAAAAGAGGGGAGUUCCUUCUAACCUGUUUGGCGGUAAACGAAUUAAAAAGAAGUUCAACCUGACAAAAAGUUUAUUGAAACAAUAACAGAAUAAAUAAUGAAAAAAUAUUGAAGGUUUGAGGAAAUUCCAUCAAAUAUUAAAAAACUAUUGGAAUUUCAUUUGGUCUAUUUGUGACGUCAGAUGCAAGCAGUUCCCCCAUGUCUCUUAUAGUACAAAAUCAAUGAAAUGUAGCCUCCUAAAAAAAUGAAAAUGUUUUUAUUGAAGCCUCGGUGUAUCAACAAACAAAUGAUUUCACACCCGCUCCAGAAAGAUAAAAAAAUACCCAUGAUGAACCAUUUAUGCAUUUUAUAUCACAUAACAUAAUGGGGCAGCUGCUCGUACAGUAGCCUAUAUGACGUCACAAAUCAAAAACUUAAAAUUCUAAUAUCUUUGAUGGAUCCCCCAAUAUCAUUUUUAUAUCAUAUUUUCUUUUGUUUUUACAACAAACUUCUCCGGGUGAACUCCCCUUUUCAAGGGAUAGAGCAACGUCUGAUGUGGCGCUGCUAAAUUGCUGCCGGGCUCACGAUCUACAGGGUAUGGGCAAAAUAAAUUUUCGGAGCAUUUCUGUUACUGAAUUCUAUUUUGAACAAUAAAAUGUGUAUUAUUAUCAUCCAUCAUUAAUAUUAAUUUCAUCAUAAUCAUCAUACCACUAUAAUCAUCAGUACUUCAAGUCUGGAGCAGUUUUCUUCAUGUUGAUUUGUAAUAAAAUAUUGCAAUUAUUGGAGCAAUAUUUUCGAACCAGCAGGCCAAAAACUUGCCUGUAUGUCUAAAAUGCAGUGCCUCAAAUUAUUUAAAACCAAGAAAAUGAUUUUGAUGAAUUUUCAUGACAGUAGAUCCUCUCUAGAUUUCAAGAUGGUGGCCAUUUUGCAGCAUAUCUAUUGGACAGAUUACUGGGGGCAUUUUCAAUAUCCCUAGAUGCCAAACUUUAAAAUAAUACGUUAUGUGAUACUAGAUAAAGUGAUUUGUUUCAAUGAUCUUUUUUUCAUGGCAGCCAUCUUGGAUUUCAAGAUGGCUGACAUUUUGCUUCUGACUCGGGAUCAGAUCACUGAGGGCCAGCAAUUUUUUAAAUAAGCACCCCACACUCCGUCGAUAUGUCAAAGUGCAAUACUGCAGAUCAUAUGAAGAAAUAAUUUACAGCCUCUCAACAGAAAAUGAUUGUUCCGGAUGGUUAUUAUUCAACCAAAGCCACUUCAAAUGUGUAACUGCAGAAGAAGCUAGCUGGUUUGCGUAUGUAUGGUGCUUCAUACUUAAGUAACAUCUAUAUCAGCAAUUAAGGGUGCCAAAGUAUUGUAAUCCUUGCAACGGACAAAGAUGUGCUUGUGUUGGAUUUGUUUUCAGUGCCUAUACAAUGGGUUUUACUCACCAUUAUAAUGUUGUACAUCAUUCAAACUUGGUAACCAUAUUGGAAUUCAAAAUAGCAUCUAUUUAUUAUGUUCUUUUCAUUGAUCAAGGAUGUAAAGAUCAAGUUUUUCUCCAAAUCUAAAGUGUUACAGGCCAUACGUAAGACUUGGGCAAAUUAUCUUUCAUGGCGGCCAUCUUGGAUUUUAAGAUGGCGGCCGUUUUGUCGCUGACCUGGAGGUCAAAUUGCUGGGGGCCGGCAAUAUUUGACAUCAGUGCCUCAAAAAACACCUAUAUGCCAAAUUUCAGUGUCACAUAUCAUGUAAAACUCAAGAAAAUGAUAUUUAAUGAGUUUUCAUGGCGGCCAUCUUGGAUUUCAAAAUGGCAGCCAUUUUGCCGCCGACCAAAUUCUCAAAUUGCUGGGGGCCGGCAAUAUUUGAAAUCAGUGCCUAAAAAUACCCCUAUAUGCCAAA
This is a messenger RNA of Lytechinus pictus (painted urchin), 11100 nucleotides long. RefSeq lists its product as uncharacterized. The record is from RefSeq and is a predicted model, not a curated record. Bases 22 to 1296 code for a protein of 424 amino acids. Lineage: Eukaryota; Metazoa; Echinodermata; Echinoidea; Temnopleuroida; Toxopneustidae. The transcript is spliced from 8 exons.